Perca fluviatilis (European perch) is the source of this 1611-nucleotide messenger RNA. It is a transcript of the gene kcnj11l, whose product is annotated as potassium inwardly rectifying channel subfamily J member 11, like. Lineage: Eukaryota; Metazoa; Chordata; Actinopteri; Perciformes; Percidae. Gene Ontology annotation, cellular component: plasma membrane. Gene Ontology annotation, biological process: regulation of monoatomic ion transmembrane transport; potassium ion import across plasma membrane. Gene Ontology annotation, molecular function: inward rectifier potassium channel activity. The record is from RefSeq and is a predicted model, not a curated record.
UAGCUUGCCUCCGGUGCUGCCGGUGCAGAGGUGACAUGAAGAAGCUGAUGGCUGAGUGAUGGAGUCCGUGCUGGGUCUCACGUCGACGUGAAGAAAACACACACAAUCACACACUUGUUGUUGCUCCGAGCGCAGCGGACACUCCCGGAAACCAUCAGCAUCAUGUUGGCUAGGAAGGGUCUCCUGCCGGACGGUUUCCUGCUGACCCGUCUGGCGGAGGACCAGAACCAGCCGAACCGGAGCCGGUCCAGAGCUCACAGAGCCCGCUUCAUCACCAAGUCUGGAUCCUGCAACGUGGCUCACAGGAACAUCCGGGAGCAGGGCCGCUUCCUGCUGGAUGUCUUCACCACCAUGGUGGACCUGAAGUGGCAGCACUCCUUCCUGAUCUUCACCUCGGCCUUCCUCUGCUCCUGGAUGCUGUUCGCUAUGAUCUGGUGGCUGCUGGCGUUCGCCCACGGUGACCUGGAGCCGCGCGGCGCCGAGGCCCAGCCGGGCCCGGUGCCCUGCGUCACCGCCAUCAACUCCUUCACCUCGGCCUUCCUCUUCUCCAUCGAGGUCCAGGUGACCAUCGGCUUCGGCGGGCGCAUGGUGACGGAGGAGUGCGUGCUGGCCAUCGUGGUGCUGAUCAUCCAGAACAUCCUGGGCCUGAUCAUCAACGCCGUGAUGCUGGGCUGCGUGUUCAUGAAGACGGCGCAGGCCAACCGGCGCGCCGAGACGCUCAUCUUCUCCCGCAACGCCGUCAUCGCGCCGCGCAACGGCCGGCCCACCUUCAUGUUCAGGGUGGGAGACCUGAGGAAGAGCAUGAUCAUCUCGGCCACCGUGCAGCUGCAGGUGAUCCGGCGCACGGUGACGGCGGAGGGCGAGGUGAUCCCCGUGUGCCAGCUGGACAUCCAGGUGGAGAACCCUCUGAGGAGUAACGGCAUCUUCCUGGUUUCCCCGCUGAUCAUCAGCCACACCAUGGAGCGGGGCAGCCCGCUGUACGAGCUGUCGGCCCAGUCGCUGGCCACCGACGACCUGGAGAUCAUCGUCAUCCUGGAAGGCGUGGUGGAGACGACGGGGAUCACCAUGCAGGCGCGGACCUCCUACACCCCCGAGGAGAUCCUGUGGGGGCGCCGCUUCGUCUCCAUCAUGACGGAGGAGGACGGACGCUACUGCGUCGACUACUCCAAGUUCGGCAACACGCUUCCCGUCAAGAUGUCGUCGCUCAGCGCCAAGGAGCUGGACCAGAUCAGGGCGCGGGCACCGGGCGCCGACGCGACCCCCCAGGGCUGGGGGCUGGUCCGCGCCGGCCGGGGGGGCUUCCGCAGGGGGGGGGGCCGCGCCUGCGACGGAGGCUCCGCCCCCCAGCCGUGGUACGCCCAAUCAGAGCCGGCGCCACUGGCGCAGAGAGAGGGGGAGCACAGAGGGCGGGAGAAGAAGGUGCAGCUCGAGGUGAUUGGACGACAGACGGAAGAGGAAGCACUCAGGGACGCCAGCGACUGAGAACCGAUGAUAGACGGGUUAUUAUGGGAUGUAACAACUUAAAUAAGCAGGGAGACAUAUUUGUAGUGAACUGAAAUUUAAUAAAAACACACAUACACACAUGCACGCACACGCAGACACGCAGACACA